AUGGCACAGCCCUUCAGCUUCGGCUUCUCAGGCGACGACAUAGAAGAAGAUCCAAACGAGCUCUCAAACCCCAACGAAAACGCAGGCACGCCAUCCAACGAUGCCCCUCCACCACUCCCCGCCCGAACACAUGACCUAGACGACCUGCUCUCCACCCUCCCCUCCAAAAUCUCCUACUCCCUCUUCACCACCACCUCCCCGCGCGGCUUCACGGCGCGCCUCCCGCGCCGCUCCCUCUUCGACAUCCGCCUGCAGCUCAUGGCCGAAGACCCUCUCUCCAACCCCCCAAACUCGACCCCGCUCCCCGGCCUCGCCGCCUCCGACGUCAGCACCAACGUCUACGAAGGCGGCUUCAAGACGUGGGAAUGUAGCGCCGACCUCGUGCGCUUCCUGCUGGACCGCGGGCCGCGCAAGGACCUCGACGACCUGGUGCGCGUGGACCACGUGAUCGAGCUGGGCUGCGGGACGGCGCUGCCGUCGCUGCUGUUGUUCCAGUACGCGGUGCGGAAUGCGCUGGCGGUGUAUUUUACGCUGACGGAUUACAAUGCCGAUGUGCUGCGGCUUGUUACGGUGCCGAAUCUUGUGCUGAGCUGGGUGGCGACGCUGGGGGAGGAGGGGAGUAGGGAGGUUUUUGGGGAGGGGGGGAAUCCGUUGGUGGGGGAUGCGGAGGGGGAGGGGGAGUUGUAUGUCACGCCGAAGGUGGUGGACGGGUUUAAGGCGGCGCUUGAAGCACAGGGUAUUGUUCUUACUCUGAUUUCUGGAUCUUGGACACCGGUAUCGCAGCUCUUGUCGCUCGUCCCGACGGAUCCCGCGCUCAAUACGUUUAUUCUUGGUUCGGAGACUAUAUACUCCCCGGCUAGCUUAGCCGCAUUCACGGAGGCGAUCGCGGAGCUGAUGAAGAGGGUGAAGAGUGGGAAGGCAAUAGUGGCGGCCAAGAGGGUGUAUUUCGGCGUUGGAGGGAGCGUGGAUGGGUUUCGGGAAGAGUGUGCGAAGAGAGGGUGUGUGGCGUAUGAGAUGGAGUUUGAGGGGUUGGGAGAUGGAGGGGUAGGCGGGGUGAGGAGGUGUUUGGUGGAGGUGCAGAUGUAUUGA
This is a messenger RNA of Trematosphaeria pertusa, 1089 nucleotides long. RefSeq lists its product as uncharacterized. NCBI's taxonomy places the organism in Eukaryota, Fungi, Ascomycota, Dothideomycetes, Pleosporales, Trematosphaeriaceae. Bases 1 to 1089 code for a protein of 362 amino acids. Gene Ontology annotation, molecular function: protein-L-histidine N-tele-methyltransferase activity. Gene Ontology annotation, biological process: peptidyl-histidine methylation, to form tele-methylhistidine. The record is from RefSeq and is a predicted model, not a curated record. The transcript is spliced from 2 exons.